Messenger RNA from Frieseomelitta varia, 1027 nucleotides. Its product is annotated as ubiquitin-conjugating enzyme E2 T-like. The transcript is spliced from 2 exons. NCBI's taxonomy places the organism in Eukaryota, Metazoa, Arthropoda, Insecta, Hymenoptera, Apidae. Bases 295 to 762 code for a protein of 155 amino acids. The record is from RefSeq and is a predicted model, not a curated record.
AAUAAAUAUAUAUGCUCAAUCUCAUUUGAAAAUUUUAAUAUUUUACAUACUUUCAUCUAGACUAAAUAUACAUACGAUCUUCUAAUUAAUUUUCAUGAAACUUGUCAAAAUUUUGAAUUGUGAUUCGUCGAAAUAUAAUUUUGAAAAUAUGUGAUUAACAUGUGGUUUGAAAAUAAUUCAAUGUUUAGAAUUUAUAAGCAAAACCUAUAUUACAGUGAAUUAAAAGAUAUAUUGCAAUAUAAUUACAUUUGAAUCAAAAAUUUAAAUUUAAAUUUAGCUUAAAUAGGUAAUAUAAUGCAGAGAUCUGUCAGAUUGAAACGUGAAUUUGAAAGACUUAAUCAAAAUCCUGUCGAAGGCAUUUCUUGUUAUCCAAAAUCUGAUAACUUUGAAAACCUUGUCGCAACGAUUAUUGGACCAAAUGGAAGCCCAUAUAGUGGGUAUCUUUUUCAGUUGUCGAUAGAUAUAUCAGAGCAAUAUCCAUUUGAACCUCCAAGGAUUACAUUUCAAACACCUAUUUAUCAUCCAAAUAUCGAUGAUAAAGGCAGAAUUUGUAUGGAUCUCUUAAAUAUGCCACCUAAAGGUAGUUGGAAACCAACUAUUGGAAUAAAGAAUCUUUUGGAUGCUGUACAAUGCUUAUUAGGAAAUCCAAAUCCUGAUGAUCCUUUAAUGGCAGAUAUAGCACAAGAAUAUAAAUUUAAUAGGCAGCAGUUCGAAAGAAAGGCAAAGCAGUUUAUGGAACAAGGAAAAAACAAACUUUCAUAAUCAAUCGCACGUAUAUAUUUAUUUGUAUUUUUCAAAUAGUUUCAUAGUUCAAAUAAAUAAUUAAUGGAACGUGUUUCAAAUGUAUAUCUGCUUCUUUCAUUUGCUUUUUAUAUAUUUAAUAUGUAACUUCCAUAUUGAAUGAUAUUGUUUAUAUUAAAUUAUAUUUAAAACUUUCACAUUUGUUUUUCUUAAACCCUCUGAAAAAGCAUAUGUAUAAUAGAUCAUAAUUUUUAAAUAGUGAAUAAAUGUAGCUUGCAAAUCAUAA